Messenger RNA from Rubroshorea leprosula, 3164 nucleotides. Lineage: Eukaryota; Viridiplantae; Streptophyta; Magnoliopsida; Malvales; Dipterocarpaceae. The record is from the annotation of a GenBank genome assembly.
AAAUAUUGAUUCCAGAUUCAUAUAUGGCUGUUACUGCCCUAGUUUAUUAUGGUAUCAAAGCAGUAGGUGCUUGACGGCAAGAUCUUGCCGCAACAGUAGAUCGUGACAGCAAGUUCUUUGAUGCAGACAACCAAUUUCUCAUGGCUUCUGAAGACACAACCACAAAGGCCAAUCCCAAGACGACAGGGGGAGUGAGGGAAGCUUUGAAAUCAGGCGACCCAGACUCUCCAUAUUACUUGCACCCAAGUGAUGAUCCUAGAAGGAUUUUGGUAACAUCCCCUUUGACAGGGGAGAAUUAUCACACAUGGAAGAGAGCACUACAAAAUGCUCUUUAUGCAAAGAACAAGAUGGGCUUUGUUGAUGGGACAUUGAGAAGACCAGAAAUAGACUCACCAAAUUAUGCAUCAUGGAAGAAGUGUAACUCAAUGGUACUGUCUUGGAUUCUAAACACAAUUUCAAAAGAACUGCAUGAUAGUGUUGCUUAUGCUGACAGUGUAAGAGAGGUUUGGAAUGAUCUGCAAGAGAGAUUUUCUAAAGGAAACACCACAAGAGUGUAUGAAUUAAAGCUUGAACUAGCCACCAUGGUUCAACAAGACAGAUCAGUUGCUGCAUACUUCACCAAAUUGAAACCAAUUUGGGACGAAUUACAUGCAUAUGAACCUACUCCAGUAUGUGUAUGUGGGUGUACCUGUGGGGCAGCGAAGGAGUACACAAAGGCAUGUGAGACAGAGAAGGUUCAUCAGUUUUUAAUGGGUUUGAAUGAUAACUUUUCGACUAUACGCUCACAAAUCCUAAAUUUGGAACCAUUACCUUCUUUAAACAAGGUAUAUGCAAUGGCAACCAAGGAGGAAAGGCAACAAGCUAUAACAGCUUCAAGAGGACCAGUAAUUGAAGCCACUGCCUUAGUAGCAAGGUCGAGUAUGAGUGGAAGAUUAAACAAUCCCGGAAAGGCACGAUGUGAUCAUUGCAAGAAAGUUGGCCAUACCAAAGACCGAUGCUAUGAGAUUAUUGGGUACCCCUCAAGUUGGAAGAUUGGAGGCACAAAGACAAAAGGCAAGGGUGAUGGACAGAGAAGUCAAAGUCAUGGAAGGGAAUUAAUCUUUGCAGCUAAAGCAAACCAUGAUCCAACAAGAACAGAUGGCAAUCAAAAUCAGUCUCCUCUUACCAGACUGACCAAGGAAUAUGGCGCCUCAGACCACAUGACCCCAAAUCUUUCCAGGCUUAUUGAAACCAUACCUUAUGUUGCACUAGUCCACAUACCUGAUGGAACCUCCUUACAUGUCUCUCAUAUAGGAAAAGCAAAACUAGCCCAAGACCUCACCUUAGACAAUGACCUAACCUCGAGGAAGUUGAUUGGAAUGGGUAAACUGCAUGAGGGAAUCUACUAUUGUGAAUUUGGGCAUGUUGCAGCUGCUAGUCGAAUCCCAUUUCACUCAGCUAACUCAGGUAUUCUCUACCCUCUUUCAAACCAUUUAUCUUAUGAUUCAUUCUCUCGUAAACACUCAACCUAUCUUGCGGCCAUCACUUCUGUAGAUGAGCCUAAGUCAUUUUACCAGGCCAUUAAGAAUGAGAAGUGGAGAGAAGCAAUGAGGAAAGAAAUUACUGCCCUUGAGCAGAAUGGAACUUGGACUCUUGAGCAAUUGCCUGCAGGGAAGAAGGUCAUCGACUCUAAGUGGGUCUACAAAAUUAAAUACAAGCCAGAUGGGACAGUGGAGCGGUAUAAGGCAAGACUGGUGGCUAAGGGAUUUACCCAAGUAGAGGGUCUUGAUUAUCAUGAGACUUAUGCUCCAGUUGCAAAACUGGUCACUAUAAGGCUCCUCCUUGCAAUAACAGCUAUUAAGCAUUGGGAACUCCAUCAAUUGGAUGUGAAUAAUGCCUUUUUACAAGGUGACUUACAUGAGGAAGUUUAUAUGAAGAUUCCCCAAGGAUUUACCUGUAAGGAUGGCAGUGUGGUUUGUCAACUAAGGAAGUCCUUAUAUGGCCUUAAACAAGCCUCUCGGAAUUGGUUUGAGAAGUUCACACAGUCCCUUAAGGCUGCUGGCUUUGUGCAAUCUCGAGCUGACUAUUCAUUGUUUACCUCAAGCAAAGGUCAGAGUUUUGUUGCUGUUUUAAUAUAUGUUGAUGACAUUAUCAUUACAGGGAACGAUACUGCAAGAAUUCAGGCCUUGAAACAAUAUCUGCACACAAGGUUUUCAAUUAAGGACCUUGGACCUCUCAAAUAUUUUCUUGGAAUUGAGGUGAUUCGUACAAGAGAGGGAAUUGUACUAAGCCAGCGUAAAUAUGCUCUCGACAUUCUUCAUGAAACUGGUGUUAUUGGAGCUCGCCCAAGCCACUCUCCAAUGGAGCAAAAUCAUCACUUGUCCUCUGCCACUGGACCGCUUCACACGGAUCCAGCCCAGUAUAAGAGGUUAAUUGGGCGACUACUCUACUUGACAAUCACCAGACCAGAUAUAUGUUACUCGGUUGGAUUGCUCACACAGUUUAUGCAAAACCCGCGACAAGAGCACCACGAAGUUGCUAUGAGAGUGCUGCGCGACAUUACAGGAUGUCCGAUCACUCGGCGGUCUACAACAGGGUACUUUAUUUCUUUGGGCAACUCUCCUAUUUCAUGGAAAUCAAAGAAGCAAGCAAUAGUCUCCAGGUCCUCUGCCGAAGCUGAAUACAGGGCAAUGGCAAUGACACUUAGUGAGUUGAUUUGGCUAAAGUCAUUGCUCUCUAAUCUGUGUAUUCCACAUGAACAACCGAUGACUCUUUAUUGUGAUAACCAAGCUGCCAUCCACAUAGCUAAUAAUCCGGUGUUUCACGAAAGGACAAAGCAUAUUGAAAUAGAUUGCCACUUCAUUCGAGAAAGACUUCAAGCAAGGGAGCUUGUUACCAGACAUGUAAUGUCCAAACAGCAACCCGCAGAUAUAUUUACCAAAGCCUUGGGUCGUGAACACUUUGCCUCAUUACUAUCCAAGUUGGGCAUUCGAGAUGUUCAUGCUCCAACUUGAGGGGGAGUAUAAGGCGGUGAUUAUGGAUGGAAUGGUCAAAAGAAUAUUUUGGAUUGAUUAGCAUUGAUUGGCAUUGUACAGUUUCUAUAUUUCCUUUUAUUUCCUUUUCUGGUAGCAGACCCCAGUUGUAUAUAGGUGUAAUGCUGCUUAUAAUGAAAUAUUGAUUUCAGA